Molecule: messenger RNA, 1458 nt
Organism: Microdochium trichocladiopsis
Lineage: Eukaryota; Fungi; Ascomycota; Sordariomycetes; Xylariales; Microdochiaceae
Product: major facilitator superfamily domain-containing protein
Exons: 3
Coding region: 1-1458 (485 amino acids)
Biological process (GO): transmembrane transport
Cellular component (GO): membrane
Molecular function (GO): transmembrane transporter activity
Source: RefSeq, a predicted model, not a curated record
AUGUCCGACACUGAGAAAGGUGACGCCAAGGUUGGCCACCUGAGCAAUGCUCCCAGCCAGAGUGACCAGUUUGAGGAUGAGUAUACCGAGGUUGAGCGCAAGAGCCUGAUUCGGCGCAUCGAUCGUCGUCUUGUCACCACUGCCGGUGCCCUCUACUGCAUCUCCCUCAUCGACAGGACCAACGUCUCGGCCGCCGCUCUCGCGGGCAUGAACGUUGAGCUCGACCUCAACGUCGAGAACCGCUACUCCAUCAUCACCUUGAUCUUCUUCGUCUCCUACAUCAUCUUCCAGCCACCAUCGACAAUCAUCAUCCGCAAGCUCGGUCCUCGCUUGCAUCUGUCCAUCAUUAUCCUCCUCUGGGGUGCCGUCAUGAUCGGCAUGGGCUUUGCUCCCAACUUCAGCGCCAUGGCGGCUCUGCGCUUCGUCCUGGGUAUACUCGAGGCUGGAUUUUUCCCCAGUGUCGUAUACCUGAUGUCCACAUGGUACACCCGGUACGAAAUCGGCAAGCGCUACUCGUUCUUUUAUGUCAUCGGUUGCGUUGCAUCUGCUUUUGGUGGCAUUCUGGCGUUUGGCCUGAUGCAGCUGAACGGACGCGCCAGAUUGACUGGCUGGCGGUGGAUCUUCAUUAUUGAGGGUAUCCUCACUUGUGCUCUGGGUGUUGCCGCCUACUGGCUGCUCGUUGACUUCCCCGACUCGCCCCGCAAGACAUAUGGCUUCCUGACGGAAAAGGAGCGCGCCUACGUUGUCCGCCGUGUCAACGCUGAUCGUGGUGAUGCUCAAACGCCCAAGUUCCAGCUUGGCCUCUUCCUCAGAGCUGGCAAGGACCUCAAGAUCUGGGGCUUUGCUAUGUGCUUCUGUGCUACCACCACCAUCUCCUAUGCGCUGGCCUACUUCCUUCCUCUUAUCCUGAACACGAGCUUGGGAUUCGAUGUUGGGCAGUCCCAGUGCCUCGUCGCUCCCCCCUACGUCUUUGCCGGUUUUGUCAUGAUGCUCACUGGCUGGGCCGGUGACAAGUACAAGGUCCGCGGCCCCCUCAUCAUCUGCAACAUGGUGCUCGGCCUCAUUGGGCUCCCCAUCAUGGGCUGGCACCCAGACCCCAAGGUGCGGUACUUUGGCGUCUUCCUCGUCACUGCCGCUGCCAACUCGAACGUCCCCGCCGUCAUGUCGUGGCAGGCCAACAACAUCCGCGGCCAGUGGAAGCGCGCGUUCUGCAGUGCCACGCUCGUCGGCUUUGGAGGCAUUGGCGGCAUCGCAGGCAGUCUCGUCUUCCGCGCCCAGGACGCCAAGACGGGCUACAAGCCGGGCCUCUACGCUUGCAUCACGGCCUGCCUGAUCAACAUUGUCAUUGUCUGCAUCACGGACGGCUACUUCAUCGUGCAGAACAAGAAGGCCGACCGUGGCGAGAAGGAGCUCGAGAUGGAGGACGGUCUGCCUCCAAACUUCCGGUAUACUUUGUAA